Messenger RNA from Archocentrus centrarchus (flier cichlid), 1417 nucleotides. It is a transcript of the gene sprn2, whose product is annotated as shadow of prion protein 2. The record is from RefSeq and is a predicted model, not a curated record. The transcript is spliced from 3 exons. The coding region runs from base 270 to 779 and encodes 169 amino acids. NCBI's taxonomy places the organism in Eukaryota, Metazoa, Chordata, Actinopteri, Cichliformes, Cichlidae.
CCUGGAAACAUAGUUUCCCACAGUCUGUCUGAGGAGUCCGAGCUGUCAACACAACUUUUGGUUUCAGCUUCCAGAAGAGGAGCGUCAUCUAAACUGCUGCCACAGCGGAAAAUAAAAAAACACUUAACAGGCCCGCACUAAUACCACGCAACAGGACUAAAGCUGCACUGAGAACAUCUCUGCAGCCUGUUUGUGUUUGUGUGAGGCCUCUGUGCCUGCAAGAACCUGUGGAGGAACACACAUCUGCUUACAUAAGUGCAGUUUUCAGGAUGAAAAUCAUGUUAGGCCUGCAGAAACUUCCCACAGUGGCCCUCUGUGUUCUUCUCCUGGCCACGCUGCUACCCAGCUCUGAGGCCCGCCGUGGUCGUGGCGGUGGUGGCUUUAGCCGAGGAGGAGGAGGAGGCUACAGCCGGGGGUGGGGCGGUCAGGCCUACAGACCACCACCUGUCCAGAGCAGUGGCCCCAGUGCUGGGAAAGUAGCCGGAGCUGCUGCUGCAGGAGCAAUAGGAGGGGCCGUGCUUGGAUCUGCCUUGAGUCGUCCCGGUUAUGGGUAUGGAUACGGUGGCUAUGGAGGCUAUGGAGGUUAUGGUGGCUAUGGAGGUUAUGGCUACCCACGGUAUGGAGGCGGCUAUGGCCCCCGCCCCGGCUAUGAGCCAGAGGGCUCUGGAGAUAUGGAGUACUACACCGGAGCAUCCAGUGGCCCCAUCUAUAACAGCAUCAUCGUUGUCAUUGGCUCCCUAAUGUCCUUGCUCAUGGGCCACUGGGUGGCUUUCAUGUAGAGCUGGAGAUGGAGCCGAGAGCCUACAAACCCCCACAUCCAAAAAUAAUCCAUCCUACAGCAAAGAGGACAUUUUUAAAGUUAUAAUUCACCUGAAAUUUGAGUUUUCAGAAAAAAUAAAAACCUGUUGCCAAUUUGUGGACACAUCAGUGACCCUCUGUGAGGGCAGGAAGAGGAAUUUGACAUAUUAAUGUGACACCAAUCUGAGGUGCACCGCUGAACAUGAAAACAUACUUUGAUAAAUGUUUAUUAAAGUCAUGAAAUGUAAUCUGAUUUAAUACAUUUGAUGCAAUAUCUCCACUGUGUCCCACUUUCAGCUUCCUUUAAUGUGGCCACUGUUUUUUUUACAUUUAAUGAUGGCAGUGAUGGUGAUGAGUCUGCAGUCUGUAAAGAUGGACCAGGGAUUAAUUAGAUCCAUAAUCAAGUUGAGUCUACCUCAGGAGACCAUGUCAGGAUUAGAGGUUAAUGCCAUUUUCUAAUUAUGUACUUUUGUCUGCAUAUUAGAAAGUUUAUAUUUUUAAGUAUUGCUUGCUUGGACAUAUUUACAUAAUGAAACUAAAUGUUUUAUGCCAAUUUGUAGUUCUUCAAAGUUCUUGUGUUUAAUAUUGUUAUGAAAGUAAAAUAAAUGUGACAAACCUU